CAAGUUGGUAAACCGGUUUGCCAUACGGUAGAAGCGUUGGGUACAAGACGAUUGUUUUUUUCAUAAUAUACCUUACUGUAAUCCAGCUCCAUGGAAUUCUUAUUGGCGCGAGACUGUAAUUCAGCUCUGCCUGAUUAUCUUAAGUUCAUAUAUGAUAAUGGAACCACAUCCGACGUGCUUAUUUUGUCGGAGCAUGGCCAAUUUAAAGCUCAUAAAAGUGUGUUAGCUGCAGCUAGUCAAUUUUUCCAUUUUGUAUUGAAAGAUCAAAUAUUUGAUGAUUGUGUCAUCUCUUUUGCAGAAUACAGUAGUUGGCAAAUCCAAAAACUACUAGAGUUCAUCUACACUGGAAAGACAACCAUUAAUGCUAACGAAGAAGAUUCAUUCACAAGCUUGUUGACAUAUUUAGAAAUUGGGGGAGUUAAACCAAACCUAUACUCAUCGGGUGCUACCACAGUUACUGGUACUUCAGAAAAAAAUGAGGCUGAUGCAAUAUUAUUGGAAUUUGAAAAAUCAUCUGAUGUUGUGGAAGUGCCCAAGAAUUUGAAGUGUGAAGUUUGUGGUCAAGUUCUAAAAACUAGAACAGGAUUGAGAAUGCACUUACUAGUUCAUCAAGGGUCAAAAGGCAAAGUGUUCACCUGUGAUGUAUGUGGGAAAGGUUUUAGUCAGGCAAGUCAAUUGAAAACACACAUGAGAAUUCACACGGGAGAGAAACCAUAUAAAUGUAAUGUCUGUGAAAAAUCUUUCUCACAUGCCAGUACUCUUUCAGAGCAUAAAAACUUGCAUGAUGCCUUAAAACCCUUUCAGUGUAAUGUAUGUAAGCAAGCAUUUGCCCAGCGUAAAGCUCUACGUUCUCACAAUUGUCUAGAAGAUGCUCAAAAUUUCAAUCUUAAAAUGUUUCCUUGUCCUUAUUGUACUAGAUCUUUUGGAUCUCGUAGAGGUCUGGCUAUCCACAAAAUCCAUCAACAUGCUGAAACAUCUUGCGAACCCAUACUGCAGUGUGAUCUUUGUUCAGAAACCUUUACUAGUGAGUUUGCUUUUGAAACUCACAUGCAACAUCACACUUAGAUUAGUAAGACCAAUUGUGUAAUAAAUUUCCAUUGGAAAUGAA
Molecule: messenger RNA, 1108 nt
Organism: Daphnia carinata
Lineage: Eukaryota; Metazoa; Arthropoda; Branchiopoda; Diplostraca; Daphniidae
Product: zinc finger protein 729-like
Exons: 5
Coding region: 91-1065 (324 amino acids)
Biological process (GO): regulation of transcription by RNA polymerase II
Cellular component (GO): nucleus
Molecular function (GO): protein binding; DNA-binding transcription factor activity, RNA polymerase II-specific; RNA polymerase II cis-regulatory region sequence-specific DNA binding
Source: RefSeq, a predicted model, not a curated record